ACGCCAAUCAAUCCCAAGCACCCUUGCGUUAACAAACUAGAUUCACUUCCGUUUAUGGCUGGACCCCAAUAUGCACGAGCUGGCUAAUCGUUACUUAACUUUUUUUUUUCUUCCUGCUCGGGUAGAUAUCCCAACCAUCCAUCUGUUACAUUUAUUGAAAUUUUGACUUUAAAGCCACCGAAGCCCUUUUUAUUUAUCGGUGUCCAUUUUGUAUUUCCCCUCUUUUACACGACCAAAGAACGCGUCACUCAGCUAACCCACGUUAGCCACUGUUACGCUAACCCAACACAGCCGCGCCAAGAUGGACGAAACUGCGGCGGAGGUGCUCGAAGACCCCGCGGCAGACGAACAGUCCAUCGCUAUGGAUGAUGCCACGCCAUCAAACAGCAGUGCGACAGCCGUCGAGGGUAUCGCAGAUGGGCCUAAAAUUUGUUGCCAAGAUUGUGGCGAGGCCUUUAAAGAAGAAGCAGGCUACUUGGAGCACCGCAAUCAGCACCCCGACGGAAGCUGCCUAAUGUAUUUAGAGCCAGUGGAAGAUUUGGAUGAUGCCGACAAAGAUGGAGAAAGUACAAGUUACUGUAAUUUCUGCUCACAGUCAUUUGGUGAUUUGAGUGAAUUCCGCUUACACAUGGAGAACCACCGCAGUCAACCCCUUGACACUCAGCCGAUUUCAGGGGCGGCGAAGCCAACCUUUCAAUGCGAGGAAUGUGGCAAGAGCUAUUUUAUGUUCGGACACUAUCUCAAUCAUCAGCGGAGCCACAUUCAGGCGUCAAAAUCUCUAUUUAAAGACUUGGAGCAGUUGAAGAAAAAGUCCUUUCAGUGCGAAUCCUGCGGGCGGAGUUAUUCUCGUCAGUCUGCUCUUGAUGCCCACCGACGUUGUCAUGAAGGAAAAUUAAUCAAAUCCCGAAACAGGACUUCAGAGGAAUUUAUUCCUCCAGUUGAGACAGCAGGUGAAGCCAAGCCUGUUGAAAACCAGACUUAUGCUAUUCCCGAGAAGCUUAUCAGUUGCACUUGCGGUAAAGCUUUUUCUUCUCUGAAUGGCUUGAAAACACACCAGCGAUUCAGCCACUCCCUCCAGUGCUCUAAAAUAGAAAUUAAAGUAAAGCAGAAGAAAAAUGUGUAUAACUGUAAGGACUGCAAGAAGAUUUUCCAUGGCCAUCUUGCUUGGUUCAACCAUGAGAAAUGGCAUGAAAACCGAGCAGAAGGCUCUGCAAACCGAUUUCCAUGUGAGACCUGUGGAAAAGUGUUUAUGACUCAAACCUUCUACUUUAGACACCUCCGCACGGUGCACAGCGAGGCCCCGGCAAAGUCAUUUCUCCACCAAGUGGGCCAGGUGCAGAAAAGGGCGCUUGAAUGUAAAGACUGUGGCCUCAAGUUUUCUAGACCGUCAGCAUUUCACUCUCAUCAGCGUCAACACACAAAGGAUUUUAAAGAAACCGAGGGAUUGGCUGAUAAGCAAAAACCUCUGGUACAACAGCAGAUUGCUUUGCAUGGUGAACCUAUAUUGAGAUAUCAAGCAGAUGCACAGAAUGUUCUUCGGCUUAAGAGUGAUGAUGACCCACUUGUUAAUGAAGAAGAUAUGGAGAGUUAUGAACCUGGGGAUUUCAACGUCUUGGUGAUCAGUGCCAGUGAAUCGGAGGAGGAGACCGUUCAAGACUCUCAUUUUGAGCUGGACAGCGAAGCUGAUCAACAGGCUAAAGACUUAGCCGAAACCGUCCCUGCUCCCAAUCAACCAGAGCUGGGCUUGAAAAUUGUACAGGUUGAUCUUGAGUCUGGCAAGGAACAACGCCCAACGACAGAAGCCGAAAACACAGUGGUGGCAGAAAGAAUUGAUUGUCCAGAUUGUUACCGGUGGUUUACUAGUGAGUCAUCUCUGCGGGCUCACUUAAUGUGGCACAACGUUCAUGAGAGGAGACGAAAGAAAGGUCAGUCCGUGGAAGUUUACACAUGUGACAAUGAAGCUAAUAGUUACGCAGCAGGUUAUACCACAAUAGAAAGGAAGCAGGAAUUAAGCCAGCUAGAGCAAUUAAAUUGUGUGACGUGUGACAACUGCGGUGUAUACUUUGUAUGUUCGUCUGCUCAUAUCGUUGAUCAGCCCAAUAGAAAACAAUGGUUAUGCCAAGAUUGUGUGACAUCUAGCUCACAGAAAGCUAGUUUGGUAAGCCACACAAUGAACCACUCUGCACGUAGAAAACAGAACAUAUCAGUUAUAAAAGUGUACAAUCCAAAGAAAACACUUCUCGGCCCUAAAAUACACCAUUGCGAGCAGUGUGGGAAGGGUUUUUGGUCUUUAGGAGCGUACUCUCAUCACAAGCAAAAUCCAAGUCAAUGUGUCGAUGUGAGGCUAAGGACAGGCAUUGCACAGCCAAUGCACCGUGGGCGUUCUCGCACCAGCAAUAAAGUCACAUGUACAGUUUGUGGUAGAAAAUUCCGUCACAAGGGCAUUAUGACGUUGCACAUGCGCAUACAUGAAAAUGGAAACCACAAGUGUGACAUCUGCAACAGAUCAUUCCGUCUGUUAUCCAGCCUCCUCAGGCACCAGGUUGUGCAUAACGAACACCUACCACCACCUACUAAGUCUUUUCAGCACCAGGUAGAGCAGCUGCAAAAGAAUACGUACAGCUGCACCGAAUGCGGUAAGCUGUUCUCCCGGGCCAAAGCCCUUAAGUUUCAUAUGAAGUACCACGGUUAUGAGAGUGGGCAUUCACCUUCACCACCUAGAUCCUCACAGGAGGUCAUCCAGUGUGUCUUGUGCCUGACCUAUUUCAAAACCAAGGCCUCUUUGCGAGCUCACCAAAAGAUUUGCAUUAAAAAAGAAUGCCAAACAUCAAAUUGUCAGACCGAAAGACUAAAUGAUAAUUUAAUGGAAGAAAGCUCCGUAAGGUUACCGCAUAUCACUGUUAAAAAGAAAGAAAUAGACACAGAGGAGCUACACAGUGAAAGUCCAAAUACUACAUGCCACUUAGAAACAAACAGUAAUUUGAAAUACAAAUGCAAAAAGUGUGACAAAAGCUUUUCAGUUGUUGGGGCUUUAAACUUGCAUAACAGAAUUCAUGCUAAGGGCUACAAAAAUAAAGCUUAUGCGACAUUAUCCUCUUUGCGUAGUGAAGAAGAGUUAAGGAAAGACUUUCCAUUUCCGUGCAUUGAAUGUGGGAAGCGAUUUAUAUCCAACUCUGCCCUUGGCUCCCACAAAAGAUGGCACUCUAAAGAAAAGUUUUCUAACUACUGGCUGCAGGACCACCACAUGAGUACACAACACGUAAAUAGCCCCAAAAGUGACACCCAAUGUGACUUAUUGUGUCCAGAAAGGCUACUUUUAAGUGACGAUACAGGUACCCAGGAAGGCGUUACCUCCCUCAAAUCAGUUAACCAGGUGGUUUUAGAUGACUGUGAACCCACCUCUAUGCUGACUUCAAAAAUGCACCAGUGUCCCCUCUGUUCUGUGAGCUUUUCCACACCCAAAGGCCUUUGUGCCCACAAAUUGCAAGCCCACCCAGAGAUUGCAAAAGACACACCUAAGAUUACAGUGGAUGCUCAAACUCAAGCAUCCAAAGUGACAAUCAGUGUUGUUGGCGAGAAAAACCUUGGAUUAGAUGCCCCUCCUUUGAGUUCUGCCAUAAAAGUUCAGUGUGGUCUGCAGUGCAGCACUGCUGUCAAGGACCGUAAACUACGUCCAGAAUUUAAAACGGAAGUCCAAGCCCCUGAGGCCUUAGCUGAUAUCUCGCUUCCCUUUAGCCGCCUAUCAGAGCCCACUGGUAAAUGUCUCUACAAAUGUGGGAAAUGCGGUAAAGCUUUCCAGACUGAAGGGCAGUUAGUAAGUCACAAGACUAGGGCAAAGAGCCGGCCUUUCUGCUGUGCUUUGUGCUGCAAUGCCUUCUGGACUGAGAAUCAGCUGCAGCAACACCUCACCUGGCAUGAUCAGGUGCGAUUGCGGCUCCCCAACGAGGUUAGAUUGCGCCUCAGUGCUGCUUUGACUUCGAGGUCCCUCAAACCAAUAGAUAAUUAAUUUUUUUCACCAUCCACAUUACCAAACCGAACAUGUUCACAUUGUCAAGGUGAUGCAUGUAAUUUUGCUAAUCCUCUAAUGGUAGUCAGUGACUUACAGGACCCCACUGACCAUCACCUUGCAUCUGUUGGUGAUGACAGAGGGACGAACUAUGGCCGUGCUCCUGCCUUCUCUGGAGACUCAGGGCAACCUUACUUGUCUUGAAUCUUAAGCUACUUUUAGUCAUAAAACUGAUUUGCACCAGCACUACAUUAAACACGCCCAGGGUGUGUUAUAAAAAAGAAAAAGUGACAAACUAAAUGUAAAUUACAUGUAAACCUUAAUGUUUCUUUGUGUUUGUCUGUCCUUUUGAUCAAAGUUAUUUUUAGUCCUAACUUACGUUAUCAUAUUUGUCUUAUAUGUUGUUGUCCUUUGAAGCGUAUCUUUACACUGGAUUUAGUAGUGUCUUAAUGUUCUAUGACCUACACAAUGUCCCCUUUUAAACACGUCAUGAAAACAUUUACUUGAAAAAAUGAAUGCGUUUCAGCUAAGCGUAUGCAUCUAAAAAUAGAUAUACAUUAAAUAUAUUUAUGCUCAUCUGGAUCAUUUUAUGCUCUGUUGAAGAUCAGAAAAAAAAUACUGGUAUCUUAGUUUUGGUUAAAUUACCAGAGAAAUGUUGGAUAAAACCCAGUCAAAAAGGCCUGUCGCAAAACACUAAUAUGUACAAUGUUUUUGCAUGAACUGACUACUAAGCUCAUGACCUUUUUCUUUGUCAUGGUUUAUUUCUAUGUUGUAGAAAAGUUAUUUAUUGCUUAAAAAGACUGUGGCACUUGUAUUCAUUUAGAAUGGCUUAGUUGCACUUAUUUUGGAGAAAUAUCUAUUAAUGAAGCCUUUUUCUUAGGUGACUGAUGCCUCUCACUAUAUGUUAACUUGCUGUUUUUGACAAUAUAAUAAAUUGAUCUGCUUUAGCCUGAA
Nerophis ophidion (straightnose pipefish) is the source of this 4960-nucleotide messenger RNA. RefSeq names its product zinc finger protein 595. The record is from RefSeq and is a predicted model, not a curated record. Bases 302 to 4006 code for a protein of 1234 amino acids. Gene Ontology annotation, cellular component: nucleus. Gene Ontology annotation, molecular function: DNA-binding transcription factor activity, RNA polymerase II-specific; RNA polymerase II cis-regulatory region sequence-specific DNA binding. NCBI's taxonomy places the organism in Eukaryota, Metazoa, Chordata, Actinopteri, Syngnathiformes, Syngnathidae. The transcript is spliced from 2 exons. Gene Ontology annotation, biological process: regulation of transcription by RNA polymerase II.